AUGGAAGACUCCGUUCAAAACAAGAUUGAAGAUAAAACACCGAUCGAUGUAAAAGAAGAGAAGGUUGAGAUAGAAAAAGAUCUGGAGAGUACAAAAUGUAAGGGAGAGAAGAAACAUAAUGAUGAAGAGAAAAAGAAGGAUAAGGAGAAGAAAAAGGAAAAGAAGGACAAAACUGAUGGAGAGGGGAAGGAAGAUGAGAUAGAGGGUAAGGAUAAGAAGGAUAAAGAGAAGAAGAAAAAGGAAAAAGAUGUGAAAACUGAUGAAGAUGGUGAUGGAAAUAAGGAGGAGAAAAAGAAAAAGGACAAGAAGGAAAAGAAGGGAAAAGAAGAUGAAGACAAGGAUGGUGAAGAGAAGAAGGAGAAGAAAAAGGAAAAGAAGGAAAAAGAAGACGGAGACAAGGAUGGUGAAGAAAAGAAGGAGAAGAAAAAGGAAAAGAAGGGAAAAGAAGACGGAGACAAGGAUGGUGAAGAAAAGAAGGAGAAGAAUGAAGAAGGUGAGGAUGGUGAUGGAGAUAAGAAAAAGAAGAAGGAAAAGAAGGAGAAGAAUGAAGAAGGUGAGGAUGGUGAUGGAGAUAAGAAAAAGAAGAAGAAGGAAAAGAAGGAGAAGAAUGAAGAAGGUGAGGAUGGUGAUGGAGAUAAGAAAAAGAAGAAUAAGGAUAAGAAAGAGAAAAAGAAGGAUAAAAAUGAGAAAGAAGAGGGUGAAGUAUCUGUAAGGGAUAUUGGUAUAGAAGAAACAGUGAAGGAAUCGGAGAAAGAAGACGACAAGAAAGAAGUUAAAGAGAAGAAGAAGAAAAAGGAAGACAAGGGAGAGAAGAAGAAAAAAGCUUCAAAGACCAAUGAUGUUGGCGCGCUGAAACAAAAGCUUGAAAAAGUGAAUGGAAAAAUAGAAGCACUUGUGGAAAAGAAGGCAGAUAUAGAGAGGCAGAUUAAAGAAGCUGAAGAUGGAGGUCAUGAAAUUAAUGUGAAGGACAAGGGAGAGAUAUAG
Messenger RNA from Lathyrus sativus (Indian pea), 984 nucleotides. The record is from the annotation of a GenBank genome assembly. NCBI's taxonomy places the organism in Eukaryota, Viridiplantae, Streptophyta, Magnoliopsida, Fabales, Fabaceae.